This is a messenger RNA of Diachasmimorpha longicaudata, 1870 nucleotides long. Its product is annotated as neuronal acetylcholine receptor subunit alpha-5-like. The transcript has 11 exons. Gene Ontology annotation, biological process: nervous system process; regulation of membrane potential; monoatomic ion transmembrane transport. Gene Ontology annotation, cellular component: plasma membrane; neuron projection; synapse. Gene Ontology annotation, molecular function: transmitter-gated monoatomic ion channel activity involved in regulation of postsynaptic membrane potential; excitatory extracellular ligand-gated monoatomic ion channel activity; transmembrane signaling receptor activity. The coding region runs from base 206 to 1612 and encodes 468 amino acids. NCBI's taxonomy places the organism in Eukaryota, Metazoa, Arthropoda, Insecta, Hymenoptera, Braconidae. The record is from RefSeq and is a predicted model, not a curated record.
GCGAGAGGAUAUACGAAAGCGCGGGUUGUUAACGGGAGUCCAUUGUAUUUCUAGUCGGUAUUAACUGAUCAACAAUUAACCUGACGACGUUAUUAAGUAGUGAACUAGUGAGUGUUAGUGAUACUUGUCUAGAAAAUUUUCGACGACUGUGUUAAAAGUGAGAAGUGCAACUGUCUGCUGAUAGGCAACGCCAUGCAGUGAUCCAAUGAUAAGUCGUUAUUCAUUUUCAGGACUAGGGACCAGUUGGCCCAGUGUUGGUGACAACGUGAGCGAGAUGUAUUGCCGAGUGCUCGAGAAUGCGUGUGCACUCUUAGGAUUUAUUUAUUUAUCCAUCAGUGGAAUCGAGAGUGCUGAAGCUGUUGGCAAACCCAUUUGGAAUGCGACGUGGACGGAUCAGCUGAAGCGUGAUCUAUUUCUUCAUUAUGACAAAUAUGCUCGGCCAGCACAACACUAUAAUGUUACAACAGUGCAGUUUGGAAUGAAAGUUUAUCACAUUUCGAUAAAUGAGUUCAAAUCCGCUGUGGACGUCCGGGCCUACGUAAAAAUGAUGUGGACCGACGAUAAACUGAAAUGGAAUGCCUCAAACUAUGGAGAACUGGAUCAUCUCCAAGUGGGUAAUCACGAGAUUUGGCAGCCAGACAUCACCCUCUUAAACAGCGUAGGAACUUCAUCGAUUGAGCCCUUUAGUGAUGCACCGUGUCACAUUCUCCAAACAGGACUAGUGAUAUGCACACCACCGACACAAUUUCUCGCAAUCUGUGACCUUGAUUUUCACCUAUGGCCGUACGAUACCCAAACUUGCAGCAUUGAGAUUGCCUCCUGGGCUUAUACGGGCAGUCAGAUAGAGUUAAAAUUUCCGGUUCAUGGAGAGGCAGCUGAGAUCGAAAUGGCUCAGCACAGCGAAUGGACGCUCAUCAGAGCAACAAAACUCCGUAAAGUCACCACUUACCAGUGCUGCGUUGAUCAACCUUUAAUUCGUCUUCGAUUCAACUUCACCUUGAAGAGGAAUUCGACACUAUAUGCAAGUGUUUUCGGCGCGCCCACUGUUUUUAUUGUCUUCAUGAAUUUGGCAAUAUUCUGGCUGUCACCGCAAAGCCGAGAGCGUCCGAUUCUCUGCAGCCUCUUGGCACUCAUAAUUUCAUUAUUUCUCGUAUAUUUUACACAUUUUAUACCAUCAUCACCGAGAACACCUCUGAUAGUGAGCUUCUACACAGGGUGCCUCCACCAGGUGACGAUAUCCUUGAUAAUUUCCGUUGCAGUGAAAGUUCUGUCUAGAAGACCCUAUUGUCGACCUCUUCCUCGAGUUGUUAAGAAAAUUCUGAUGGGACAAAUUGGAAAAUACUUGGGGUUGUGUGAUCUUGUUCAUCUUUUACAGUCACAGCGAUCAGGUGCUGAUGAAGAUCCUAGAGACAUAGGCUUCAGUGAAUCAUCUCUCUACCCCUCAAAUCCACUAUCUAACGAGCCGGAUAACGAGGACAAGGAAAAUAUGAUAAGUUCCUCCUCAGCAACAGCUCAACUUGAGUGGAUUUUAGCUGCCACAGCAGUAGACAGAAUUUCGUUUUUAAUUUUCUGUUUUGUGUUUUCAGUGAUGGGCAUGACCUACAUGUGUUAGAUAUUCAAUAUUUUUUAUUUCAUGACGAUUUAUACAUCGAGAAGCUACACAUUGUAAAAUAUGCCAAAUGUGAUUAAUAUAAUUGAUAAUAGAGAAUAUAUCUUCACAAAACUAGCUGCUUCUCGUUAUUUUUUUUUGAGUUAUCAUUCAAUUUUUUUUUUUGAUUUUAUGCAUUUUAUUGAAGGAGUGAAGAAUGAGACAACAUGAUGGGCAUUUCUCGAGCAUUCAGAAUAAAUAAAAAUAUACAUUAAAAAAAAA